This is a messenger RNA of Solanum verrucosum, 2111 nucleotides long. RefSeq names its product probable trehalase. Bases 50 to 1795 code for a protein of 581 amino acids. The record is from RefSeq and is a predicted model, not a curated record. Gene Ontology annotation, molecular function: alpha,alpha-trehalase activity. Gene Ontology annotation, biological process: trehalose catabolic process. Lineage: Eukaryota; Viridiplantae; Streptophyta; Magnoliopsida; Solanales; Solanaceae. The transcript has 11 exons.
UAAAUUUAGUUAUGGCAUCAGUAUUGAACCCUUUAACUUGUUAUACAACAUGGGUAAAGCUAUAAUUUUUAUGAUUUUCACUAUGUCUAUGAAUAUGAUUAAAGCUGAAACUUGCAAAUCCAUUGAUAAGGGUCCUGUAAUCCCAACAACCCCUUUAGUGAUUUUUCUUGAAAAAGUUCAAGAAGCUGCUCUUCAAACUUAUGGCCAUAAAGGGUUUGAUGCUAAACUGUUUGUUGAUAUGUCACUGAGAGAGAAUCUUUCAGAAACAGUUGAAGCUUUUAAUAAGCUUCCAAGAAUCGUGAAUGGUUCAAUAUCAAAAAGUGAUUUGGAUGGUUUUAUAGGUAGUUAUUUGAGUAGUCCUGAUAAGGAUUUGGUUUAUGUUGAGCCUAUGGAUUUUGUGGCUGAGCCUGAAGGCUUUUUGCCAAAGGUGAAGAAUUCUGAGGUGAGGGCAUGGGCAUUGGAGGUGCAUUCACUUUGGAAGAAUUUAAGUAGGAAAGUGGCUGAUCAUGUAUUGGAAAAACCAGAGUUGUAUACUUUGCUUCCAUUGAAAAAUCCAGUUAUUAUACCGGGAUCGCGUUUUAAGGAGGUUUAUUAUUGGGAUUCUUAUUGGGUAAUAAGGGGUUUGUUAGCAGGCAAAAUGUAUGAAACUGCAAAAGGGAUUGUGAAUAACCUGGUUUCUCUGAUAGAUCAAUUUGGUUAUGUUCUUAACGGUGCAAGAGCAUACUACAGUAACAGAAGUCAGCCUCCUGUCCUGGCCGCGAUGAUUGUUGACAUAUUCAAUCAGACAGGUGAUUUAGAUUUGGUUAGAAGAUCCCUUCCUGCUUUGCUCAAGGAGAAUCAUUUUUGGAAUUCAGGAAUACAUAAGGUGACUAUUCAAGAUGCUCAGGGAUCAAACCACAGCUUGAGCCGGUACUAUGCUAUGUGGAAUAAGCCCCGUCCAGAAUCGUCAACUAUUGACAGUGAAACAGCUUCCGUACUCCCAAAUAUAUGUGAAAAAAGAGAAUUAUACCGCGAACUGGCAUCAGCUGCUGAAAGUGGAUGGGAUUUCAGUUCAAGAUGGAUGAGCAACGGAUCUGAUCUGACAACAACUAGUACAACAUCAAUUCUACCAGUUGAUUUGAAUGCAUUCCUUCUGAAGAUGGAACUUAACAUAGCCUUUCUAGCAAAUCUUGUUGGAGAAAGUAGCACGGCUUCACAUUUUACAGAAGCUGCUCAAAAUAGACAGAAGGCUAUAAACUGUAUCUUUUGGAACGCAGAGAUGGGGCAAUGGCUUGAUUACUGGCUUAUCAACAGCGACACAUCUGAGGAUAUUUAUAAAUGGGAAGAUUUGCACCAGAACAAGAAGUCAUUUGCCUCUAAUUUUGUUCCGCUGUGGACUGAAAAUUCUUGUUCAGAUAAUAAUAUCACAACUCAGAAAGUAGUUCAAAGUCUCAUGAGCUCGGGCUUGCUUCAGCCUGCAGGGAUUGCAAUGACCUUGUCUAAUACUGGACAGCAAUGGGAUUUUCCAAAUGGUUGGCCCCCCCUUCAACACAUAAUCAUUGAAGGUCUCUUAAGGUCUGGACUAGAAGAGGCAAGAACCUUAGCAAAAGACAUUGCUAUUCGCUGGUUAAGAACUAACUAUGUGACUUACAAGAAAACCGGUGCUAUGUAUGAAAAAUAUGAUGUCACAAAAUGUGGAGCAUAUGGAGGUGGUGGUGAAUAUAUGGCCCAAACGGGUUUCGGGUGGUCAAAUGGCGUCGUACUGGCACUGCUAGAGGAAUUUGGCUGGCCUGAAGAUUUGAAGAUUGACUGCUAAUGAGCAAGUAGAAAAGCCAAAUGAAACAUCAUUGAGUUUUAUUUUCUUCUUUUGUUAAAAUAAGCUGCAGUGGUUUGCUGAUAGUUUAUGUUUUGUAUUACUAUUUCAUAAGGUUUUUGUACCAUGGUCUAUGUUAUCGGAUAUUACCAUCAACUAUGUCGUUCGGACUCUUCAAAUCGGAUUUUGCAAAAAUAAUGCAGUUUUGGAGAAUCCGAUAACAUAGACCAUGCAUGGAUCUAAAUUGUAAACAGCUUACUAUAUUAAGUAAAAGUAAGAUGAUUCCUCUGCUUUAAUAAAUGAACAUAAGUUAUUCUUA